AUGAAGAAAGCAGAUAAGGAAUAUGUGGAUAGUGAGUUAAUGAAGAAGGCAGAUAAGGAAUAUGUGGAUAGUGCAUUAAUGAAGAAAGCAGAUAAGGAAUAUGUGGCUAGUGAGUUAAUGAAGAAAGCAGAUAAGGAAUAUGUGGAUAGUGAGUUAAUGAAGAAGGCAGAUAAGGGACUUGUGGAUAGUGAGUUAAUGAAGAAAGCAAAUAAGGAAUAUGUUAAUGAAAAAGAUAAUGAAAUUAUAGAAAGGGUUGAAUGGUAUCAUGGACGGACAUCGAAGAUUCUUAAAACUAAAGCUGAUACAGGAUGGGUUUCAGAAUGUUUAGACCUUAAAGCAGAUAAAACUUAUGUUAACGAUGAGUUAGAGAAGAAAGCAAAUAAAGAAUAUGUGAAUGAAAUAUACCAAAGUUUGAUAGGAACAACUAAAAAUAUUGAAACUAUUGCUGGUGACUUUUCCGUCUAUGAAGAAAAUAAAUAUUUUAGAUGGGAGUUUGUACACUCCUUAAAAAAUGGUAUACGGUAUAAACUCAUUCCGAAAAAUAACAAUGAAAUGUAUGUAGGCUAUAUAAAGAAUGAUGGUACACAAGUUAAAGUUCCAUUAGACAACAACUGUUACUUAAACUUAUAUGGAGACGAACAAAAGAAAUAUUUAAGAGUUUAUGAAAUGACAGAUAUGACAUUGUCUAACGUAGCUCCAGCACCGUAUUAUUUCGACUAUGGAGAUGAUGUCAGAACGCCGCAUGUAGAUGAACAAAAGCAAACAUUAUAUUUAGAUUAUUAUAGAUAUAAAAGAUAUAAUGCAAUAGAAAAAACGAGAAUAGUAUAUUAUUAUAUAGAUGACAAAAAUAAAUAUUAUAGUCAAGAUUUUACAUACCCUGAAAACAUAAGAUUAUAUUAUAAAAAAUAUUCUGACACAAACCAGAAGAAACCCGAAAUAGUUACACUAUAUUUUAAGUUCAAAAGAGACAAUCCUAUAUUAUCUCAUAUGUUUGAUUUAAUGAACCCAGUAGGUUCUAUUUAUACAUCUAUGGAU
Molecule: messenger RNA, 1035 nt
Organism: Trichomonas vaginalis G3
Lineage: Eukaryota; Parabasalia; Trichomonadida; Trichomonadidae
Product: phage tail repeat-like family
Exons: 1
Source: RefSeq, a predicted model, not a curated record